GCGAACGGAAUCUCCAGUCAAACCCAAGCUGGAGUACUGAAAUUUGUGUGGGCAGGAAGACUAGCCUGAAAAUUUUGAUUUGGAGCAUGGCAUCGUCGUCGGAUCACAAGGCAACCGUCAUCGACGGCAAAGCAGUAGCUCAUACUAUACGGUCCGAAAUCGCCGAUGAAGUCCGUCAACUGUCCCAGAAGUACGGCAAGGUCCCAGGAUUGGCCGUGGUCCUAGUGGGACAUAGGAAAGACUCUCAAAGCUACGUGAGUAUGAAGAGGAAGGCAUGUGCUGAGGUUGGGAUCAAGUCCUUUGACAUCGGCCUUCCAGAGCAAGUGUCCGAAGCCGAAUUAAUCAGCAAGGUCCAUGAGCUGAAUGCAAAUCCAGAUGUUCAUGGUAUACUGGUGCAGCUUCCACUUCCAAAGCAUGUAAAUGAAGAGAAAGUUUUGGGUGAAAUUAGCUUGGAAAAAGAUGUGGAUGGCUUUCACCCUUUAAAUAUAGGCAAGCUUGCGAUGAAAGGCAGAGAGCCUCUAUUCCUUCCUUGCACCCCUAAGGGCUGUCUUGAGCUUCUGUCACGUAGUGGCAUUAGCAUAAAGGGCAAGAAGGCAGUUGUGGUAGGACGAAGCAAUAUUGUUGGAUUACCUGUUUCCCUACUACUACUCAAAGAAGACGCCACUGUCACUAUAGUGCAUUCACGUACCAAGGAACCAGAAAAAAUUAUUCGUGAGGCAGACAUUGUUAUUGCUGCAGCAGGACAAGCGAACAUGAUACAAGGCAGCUGGAUCAAAUCCGGUGCUGCUGUUAUCGAUGUGGGGACAAAUGCUGUGGAUGAUCGAACUAAGAAGUCAGGUUAUAGGCUUGUGGGAGAUGUUGAUUUCAAGGAAGCAAGCAAAGUGGCUGGAUGGAUAACUCCUGUUCCUGGAGGUGUUGGACCAAUGACAGUGGCAAUGUUACUCAAAAAUACCUUGGAUGGAGCUAAGCGGGUGAUUGAGCGAUAAUUCCUCCUUUAAUACUUCUCAUCCUAAUAAAAUGCCAAUCAAAUCAGAGUCACUGAUACAAGGAAGAAAAGUGUACUUUAACGUUUUCCUAUGUUUUCACGAGAAUCUAUCUAUACUGUUCAAAAUCGAUCUCAGGAAAAAGUAGAAGCAGUUCUCUUGUUUCGCAUUACUUGAGCUUUAUUAAUCUCAUAAAUAUUGCCACGUUCGCAUACUGUGGUUUGGUUCAUCCUGCUGACUGAAUUUAGUUGUUUGUAAUAAUAAUCAGGGAAAUCACUGAGU
This is a messenger RNA of Coffea arabica (coffee), 1265 nucleotides long. RefSeq names its product bifunctional protein FolD 2-like. NCBI's taxonomy places the organism in Eukaryota, Viridiplantae, Streptophyta, Magnoliopsida, Gentianales, Rubiaceae. Gene Ontology annotation, molecular function: methylenetetrahydrofolate dehydrogenase (NADP+) activity; methenyltetrahydrofolate cyclohydrolase activity. The record is from RefSeq and is a predicted model, not a curated record. Gene Ontology annotation, cellular component: cytosol. Gene Ontology annotation, biological process: tetrahydrofolate interconversion.